Cuscuta campestris is the source of this 1549-nucleotide messenger RNA. The record is from the annotation of a GenBank genome assembly. Lineage: Eukaryota; Viridiplantae; Streptophyta; Magnoliopsida; Solanales; Convolvulaceae.
CACACAGAACAAAAAUCCCGAGACCCUUUCACAACCCAAAUUAGCCUUUUUUUCGAGUUUCCACUUUAAUGUUUAAAGAAUGAAUGGCUGAGAUGACGAGCUAUUGGGUAUCUACUGCUCCAUAGACGAACCUCUGGCUAUGGCUGAAAAUCAAUAAAGAAAAGAAAAAGAGGAAAGCUAGCAGCUUUGAGGAAGAACUACAAUUCUUGAUUUCUGAGGGAACUUCAAACCGAAGUUGUCUUUUGCAAAAGUGAAAGACGGGGAGAGAAUGAAGAGAUUUCUGGGUAUAAUAAAUAAUCUGUAAGGCAGAGAUUUGUUGGUUUGGGACAAGAAAUUCAAGAACACAAUUCUUGUUUUCUUUCCCCCUUUCUUUCUUGGGUGAUGGAAUCUUCAUCUUCUUCGGGCGGAGCAUUGAAGAAGGUGAAGGCAAGUGGUAAUAGUUCUCAUCAGGUUGCUAAUUGCUUGGUGGAUGGGUGUGAGGAAGACCUUAGCAAGUGUCGAGACUAUCAUCGCAGACAUAAGGUUUGUGAGCUCCAUUCUAAGACUGCUAAGGUCACUGUUGCUGGUCGGGAGCUGCGGUUCUGCCAACAAUGCAGCAGGUUUCACCCGCUGUCUGAAUUUGACGAGGGAAAAAGAAGCUGUAGAAAACGCCUCGAUGGCCAUAACAAGCGCCGAAGGAAGCCUCAACCAGACUCUCUCAACAGCAACAACAACAAUAACAACAACAACAACAACAGAAGCACGACAAUGCCUUAUUCCUCUAGUCCACAAGGUUCAAAGCAGAUUCUCCAUUUCGGCGGUUCCGGCGCGCAAAUGUACGUGAAUGCUGAUGUCAGCAACACCGUGCUAUACAACACCCCGUCACACUUCACUUGCAUGGACGCUCAAAAAACUCUGCCGAUGACAUCAUCACCACACGACUACAACGAACCAAACCGGUUCCAGCUCGUGCAAGGCGGGGGGGACAGGAAUCUUCCGGAAGCUUCGGUCUCCCACGGGGUGUUUCCGGGAGGAGGAUUCGACCAAUCCGGUGGCGACUCUGGUCGUGCUCUCUCUCUUCUGUCAUCAGCGCCAGCUGUCACAAGAGAGCUCGGUUUUGCCCAACCGCUAGUCCACGGCCUGGACUACGAUGCUUAUAGUCAUCAAUACACAUUCUCUCAAGAAACCGGAGAAGCCAAACACGGCCUCCACUUCCCCGAAAUGUUUCAGAACGCAACGUCGGAUGGAUCCUCCACGAGUGGUGGCUCUCAUCAAACGGCGACAUUCAGGUGGGAGUAAUUAAUUAAUUAACACCAUAACUUACACCUAUAUAUAUGUUCUAGGAAAAUGCUACUUUGACCUCUCUGAAGUUGACACCACCAGAGACAAUCCUUGUUUGUGAUACAAUAACGGUGUCACCUUUGGUGUUAUCCGUGACGUGAUCGUAGCAUGAUCCGUAUGUUUAAGGGCAGGCCUUGUAGGACUGCCCUACACUCUCUACUUUGAUAAUGAGAAUGUGAACCUGUAAUAAGGAAAUAGGACCUAUCAAUGGUAAGACUUGGUUCUUUUG